Molecule: messenger RNA, 2304 nt
Organism: Colletotrichum gloeosporioides
Lineage: Eukaryota; Fungi; Ascomycota; Sordariomycetes; Glomerellales; Glomerellaceae
Product: Acetylxylan esterase
Exons: 5
Coding region: 1-2304 (767 amino acids)
Molecular function (GO): hydrolase activity, acting on carbon-nitrogen (but not peptide) bonds
Source: RefSeq, a predicted model, not a curated record
AUGGCCUCAGAACCACCACCGCCCGAACUCUUCACAAACGCCCGCGUCUUCCUCCUCAACCCCUCAGCAACACUCACCACGGAGCCCACCUUCGCCGAGGCCAUGCUCGUCGCCGACGGGCGCAUCGCAGCAGUCGGCGCCGCCGCCGACCUCGCCUCCGCGCACCCCACCGCCCGCGUCACCGACCUCGCCGGCCGCACCGUGCUGCCCGGCUUCAUCGACGGCCACAUGCACCUGCUCCUCCUCGGCCAGGGCCUCCGCAAGCUGUCACUCGACGCCUGCACCUCCCUCGAGGAGAUCCGCGCCGCCAUCAAGGCCUUCGCGGCGGCGAACCCGGACGUGCCGCGCAUCAUGUGCAAGCUGUGGACGCAGCAUGUCACGCCGGGUGGUGUGGACAGGCAUAUGCUGGACGACAUUGACCCGAGGCCCAUCUUUAUUGACACCAAGGACUUGCAUUCAACGUGGUGCAACACGGCGGCGGUGAAGGAGCUCGGAAUUGAGGACAUGAAGGACCCCGUGGGAGGGAAGAUCCAUCGCGACGCGGAGGGGAAGGCGACGGGCUUGCUGAGCGAGGCAGCGGUGCUUACCCUCGUCUGGCCUCAUCUCGCACAGGUCGCGCCUAAGAGGGACAGGAUGGACGCCAUCAAGGCAGCAGUGGAAUCGUACAAUGCAUCAGGCUACACGGGCCUCAUCGAGAUGGCCAUGGACGAGCCGGCAUGGGACGCCGUGUGCUCGCUGCGCGCCGAGGAACCAGACCUACCGAUGAGGAUUCACGCCUACUGGCUCAUCAAGCCCUCGGAAACAGAAGAAGAGCGCUUCAAGCAGGUGGACCGCGCCAUCGAGCUCCACACGGAACUCAACAAGACAACCUCGCCCGACCUGCGCAUCGUGGGCAUCAAAGUCAUCACCGACGGCAUCAUCGACGCCUGCACAGCCUACCUCUCCGAGCCCUACGCCGCCGCCGGCUCCCCCACCCCUUUCUGGAACGCGUCAGACCUCAACCCCGUGGUGGCCCGCGCCGACGCCGCCGGGCUGCAGAUCGCACUGCACGCCAUCGGCGACGCCGCAAUCAAGAUGGCCGUCGACGCUCUCGCGACGCACGCAACCCCGGGCCGCCGCCACCGCAUCGAGCACAUCGAGAUGGCCUCGCCGGCGGACGCGCGCCGCCUGGGCGAGCUGGGGCUGACGGCGUCGGUGCAGCCCGUCCACGCGGACCCCGCGAUCCUCAAGGCGUGGCCGCGGCUGAUUGGCGCGCGCCGCUGCGAGCGCGCGUUCGCGUACCGCGAGUUCGCGGACCACGGGGCGCUGCUCGCACUCGGAUCCGACGGGCCCACGGCGCCCUGGGCGCCGCUGCAGAACGCGUACAUCGCGGCGACGAGGCGGUCCGCGAGGGAGCCGGGCUACGAGGUGGUGGUGAAUGAGCAUUUCAAAUUGGGCGUGUGCGAGGCCAUCACGGCCGGGGCGUAUGGGACGGCCAAGAGCGUGUUCGCGGAAGAUCGGAUUGGGAGCCUGCAGGAGGGCAAGGUCGCUGACUUUGUGGUUGCAGAUAUGGACUGGUCACCGCAGGGUCUGCUCAAGGGGGAGAUCAAGGCGACUUGGUUCGCGGGGAAGAGGAUGCACCACCAACUGAGUCUGUCGGCCCUCGCGUGCCUUGCGCCUCUGGUCCUCGCCCUGCCGCAGCCGCAGCAGCCGCCGGCGCCAUGUGCACCGGUCCAGAUCGUCGUUGCCCGCGGCAGUCUCGAGGCGCAGGGUGCCGGGCUCCUCGGCAACAUCGCCAACAAGUCGUCGAUGGCGAUUCCCGGCUCUAUCAUCACGCCGUUGGUGUAUCCUGCGCAGCUUGACCCGUACCCGCCUUCAGUGUCUGCCGGCGUCGGCAACAUGACACAGCUCCUCACUUCGCAAGCCCAGGCAUGCCCCAAUACCAAGUUUGUGUUGAUGGGGUACUCUCAGGGAGCGCAAGUUUCGCUUGAUACCCUCUGCGGAACGACAGACGGGCCCAACUUCAACGCCACCCAGGCGCAAGCACCGAUGCUUGGCAACAAGAUCGCAGCCGUCGUCCUAGUCGGCGACCCAACUAGCAUCGCAACGCAACCCUUCCAGAAGGGCACCGCCAAGAAGAACGGCAUCUUCCCCCGCCAAGACUUCGGCGCCUGCCAAGGUCUGACGUCCAAGUUCAUCUCCUUUUGCGACGAGACGGACCUGUUCUGCGCGUCGGGCCAGAACCUGACGGUUCACCUGGGCUACUUCCAGAAGCAGGACUACGUUGACCAGGCCGUCAACUUCGUCGCCAUGAACAGCAAGUAG